Messenger RNA from Haliotis rubra (blacklip abalone), 1132 nucleotides. Its product is annotated as zinc finger protein 93-like. The record is from RefSeq and is a predicted model, not a curated record. NCBI's taxonomy places the organism in Eukaryota, Metazoa, Mollusca, Gastropoda, Lepetellida, Haliotidae. Gene Ontology annotation, molecular function: RNA polymerase II cis-regulatory region sequence-specific DNA binding; DNA-binding transcription factor activity, RNA polymerase II-specific. Gene Ontology annotation, biological process: regulation of DNA-templated transcription. The coding region runs from base 163 to 996 and encodes 277 amino acids. The transcript is spliced from 2 exons.
UCUCCCCUUGACUGGAGUUUUCUCAAGUUCUGUCGUACUGUGAGGGGUUAUUGAAAACAAUGGAUACGAAAUACAAUCAAAAGAGGAAGAACAUGUCCUACUAUACGCAAACAUGACAGUUUAUUCUAAAUGUGAAGGUCACAUACCAUCAGCCAUUUAAAUAUGGAUCCAGCCGACGAGGGGAGCAGAAUAGUUGCACUGCGGUGUCACUUUGCUAAAACAUAUUGUACAGCUGAUACCGUGGAUCUCCAUGUUAAGUUCUCCCCACUGGCAGCAAGUCUCUCGCUUGACAAACUGCAUGAGAAACUGUUUCUUUGUGAGGAUGCAGCACUCAGUGUCUACAACACUGAUGUGUAUGGAAAGUGUGGAAACAGUGUCACAUCACACAGGACAGAAAUCAGAUUUAGCAUCUUUGCUGAGGAAAGAGCACAUGAAUGUUCACAAUGUGAUGAUUCGUAUGUAGCUUGUGAUUCUGGGUCAGGGUCCGACAGAGGUCAGACAGCAACAUUCAAGGACUCCACAGAGAAGGGUGAACCUGCAGAUCUGGGACCAGAGUCAGAGAUCUCCAAGGUCAAGGUUGUUUCUAAAGAUGCUGUUACGGGACCUAUUACCUGUUUAGGUGAAGAACGUGCAGAUGAUGACUCUGAUGGUUGUCCAUCCGUUGACAGUAACAGGGAUGAAUAUAUUGGGGACCAAGUCAAGAGCGAGAAGGAGAUAAAAUGUGAUCAGUGCCUUGAGAAGUUUGAUUCCGAAAUCCAAUUGUCGAUUCACUCUGUGUUGCAUGUGCAGAACCUGACGUGUGAUGUAUGCAGCGAAGUGUUUGACUCGAGGAGCAGUCUCCAGAAGCACAUGCGAAGUCACGCAGGGCAGAAGUGUUUCAAAUGUGAGCAUUGUGAUAAGAGUUUCUUGGAGAGGAGUGACCUGACAGUCCAUGUGAGGGAACAUUCGGGGGAGAAGGUCUUCCAGUGUAAGGAGUGCGGGGAAACUGUUCAGUAGAAUCAAAGCACUGAAGCGACACACCCUCAACUAUCACAGCAACAUUCCUGUUCAUAUCUGUAAAGUCUGCCGGAUGGGGUUCACAGAUGAAGAAGACCUUCGUUCACACAUGUUCACAGACCACAAGGGAAACGAG